GAUGGCGCCGUUUCCUGCAUUUCCGUCUGUGUGUCGCUUGAAAAAUACUACACUUUUACAUUUUGGUUCUCUUCUUGUUUUAUCAGCUUAUUCACCAUUAUGUCUCUGUAUGAUGAUAUUGGCAUUGACAGCAAGGCGUCAAAAGACAUCAAGAAAGAUGUUGGUUGGUCAUCUAGCAUGAAACUGAUGCAGUCGCAGCUACAGGCUAAGAAAGCAAAUCUACUGCAAACAAAAGCCCAGCGUGCUCAGUCACGUAGAGGUCCCAGCAUAGCUCCAGUUGUAGAUUUGAAAAGAGGUGGAAGUGAUGAAAUACACUUCAAUCAACAUACAGGAAAGAUGGAAAGAGGGGGAGGUGGAGAAGCUAGUGGUCCCCCACCCCGCGUGUCCCUAGUAGAUUACUCCCCAGCUGCUUCCCCUUUUAUACCACAAGAGUCUUCACUCACUGGAGUCUUAGAUGAAUAUGAUCCUCUUAGACCCAAUGAGUAUGAAGAUUUUAUUAAGAAAAGACGAGAGGUUAGACAGAGAGAAAGGGAACGGGAACGAGAAAGGGAGAUAGAAGAGAGAGAAAGGAGACGAAGAGAAAGACACAAAGAGAGAGGCUAUGAUAAAGACAGGGAUGAGGACAGACUACCACGUGAUAAUGGUAGUGAACUUGGACAGAGGUAUGAAGAAGAGGAAGAUGACUAUGACCGUACCAGACCAAUGAGAUCUGGAGGUGCAGCUAUAGCUCCACCCAGUAUGUUACUAGAGGACAAUGACAGCAAUGAAAACAGCCAAGAUAGCCAACAGGGAGAUGAUAGAUAUGAAGACAGGUUUGGAGAAGACAUGGACCGCACAGAGUCCCCUCCACCUGGAGCUCCAGGCUUUGGUUUUAACAAGAAAAGUUCCAUUGCUGCUAAGAUCAUGGCCAAACUUGGUUACAAAGAGGGGCAGGGAUUAGGGAAAAAUAAACAGGGCAUGAGUACAGCUCUUCAAGUGGAAAAGACUUCUAAACGAGGAGGAAAAAUUAUACAUGAAAAAGAUAUACCAAAAAUGGAGGCUUUCCCUCCUCCACCCCAGCCACCUCCCGUAGUGAACACAGCAGAACUUCUCAAAAAUCCAUCUAAAGUUGUAGUAUUAAGAAAUAUGGUAGGUCCUGGUGAGGUGGAUGAUGACUUAGAAGGAGAAACUGCAGAGGAAUGUAGCAAAUACGGCAAAGUCACAAAGUGUCUUAUAUUUGAGAUUCCAGAUGCAGAACCAGAAGAGGCUGUUAGAAUAUUUGUUGAGUUUGAGAAAUUAGACACUGCAAUCAAAGCUGUGAUAGGAAUGAAUGGAAGAUUCUUUGGUGGUCGCACUGUGAGAGGAGGAUUUUAUAACUUAGAUAAAUUCAGAAGACUGGACCUUGCAGGAGAAUUAUGAGGACUUUAAAGUUAUCAUGAAAAUGUUUAAAAUACCAAGUGAAAUGAAGGAAUAUGAAAGACUGAAAUAGUCAAAUGAAUUAUACACCUUUAUGAAGAGAACAGACAUGUUUUAAGUCAAUGAUUGAAAGUCUAGUGGAUUAUGAAUGGAAAGCUGGCAGAAUUCUCCAUUAGGGAACACCAUAACACUCUACAUGUCGUGGAGUCUUCAACAAAUCAUCUUUCAAGGAGAACAAAUGGAGUGAUGACAUUACAGUUUGUACCUGCCAAUGUUAUGUUAAUGUAUCAGUUACUACUUCCUCAGUUAAUAUCUGGAAUCUCUGAAUGUAUCAUGUCAAUGUUGUACAAUGUGGGAGAUUAGAAUCGGGGAAAUAAAUAAAGUGAAAAUACAUAUUUACAAAAUUAGCCUUGUGUAUUUUAACUCCAAAUAUACAAUCAAUACAAUGCUGAACAUAGAUUUAUCCUAUUCCUAAAUAUACGUAUCUCACACAAAGAAUACAAUCAAUAGAUUUAAUUACUAGACACAAACCCUUUCUGUAAUUAAAGCUUAAAAAAGUUCAUGUUGAACAUGAACGUGCCUUUUUAGUUACAUAUUGUGAUUGUGAACUACAUGUACAAAUAUUUGAAGGUUAUUCAGGAUAAGAAUUACACCUGUUAGUCCUUGGAGCUGAAUUUGUUUUCUUCAGUAUCUUUGUGACAUCUCAUUCCUUGUCAUGAUUUUAUUCUUAACAUUCCAAGGAUUUUCUUAUCAAGGAAAUACAGAUUUUGAUAUUGUUUCCAAAAAAUAAAAUUGGAUAUCCAGAUAUGUAACAAGAUUUAAGCACUUAAUAUUAUAUUAGGCCCACGGCAUAAUAGGGUGAAGACUAAGCAAGUCAAAAACAUACCUACAUGAAACUAAAGUUUUAUUGCACAGUAAAAAUCAGAGGUCAAAUAGGGAAAUUAAAAAUUAUGCAACAUAUUUACAGUACGGUGUAUAUUUACUUGGCAUAAAGGUAGAAUAAUGAUGGAUGGAGACUGAGAAAGUCAAUUUGGCCAUUCUCAAAAAUUUAUAUUCACAUCAUAAACCAGCCAAAGAUAACAUCUGUAGUAUACAUAUAAACAUUGCAAUUGAGAACAGAUCAGUAGAAUAACAAGAUAACAAAUAAAAAACAUAACAUAAAUCCUGAAAAGUAAUAUUUCCUGUUCAGGAAGGUCCAGUUGAGGGUCUUGCUUCCAAUUCAAAAUUUUAUUAGACAAGACCCUUUAAAGAGACCCAGAGUUAUUAGGGAGCAUUUUCCAUGAAAUUGUAGUUGUACUCAUAUUGAAUAAGGUAAGACACUAUACUCUCUGAAAGUCAUAUGUACACAUUACAAUGAUAAAUGGUUGUUCAGUGAUUACAAAACAUGUUUUACAAUUUCCUGGGAUAAGGAUUUACUUUC
Owenia fusiformis is the source of this 2815-nucleotide messenger RNA. The record is from the annotation of a GenBank genome assembly. NCBI's taxonomy places the organism in Eukaryota, Metazoa, Annelida, Polychaeta, Sabellida, Oweniidae.